AUGCCCCUCUCCCACCUCCAGCCGCCGCACCCUCCUCGUAUUUCGUGCCGCACCACUGCCCCGCCGCCACUUGUCGCCGCCCCCUUCGCCGCGCCGCUGCCAGCCUUCACCUCCAGCCAACCAAUCGCCGCCACUUGUCCCCUGGCUCCCCGUCGCCCCCACCCGCGCCUCCGGCCGUACGGGCCCGCACCGCGCCCCGCGCCUCGCCCGACCCCGCCGCCGUCCUUCGCGCCGCCCGGCUCCCGCCGUCGCGCCCCUCGUCGAGCGCCGCCGAGCUCCUCCGACCCCGCCGCCGUCCGGCGCCGCCCCGCCGCCGCGUCCCCGCGCCGGCGCCCGCCGGUGCCGCCUCCUCCCGUCGCCCGCGCCACCUCGCCCUUCCCUCGCCAGACGCCGCACGCCCGGCCGUCCCUGCGCCUCCCCGCGCCGCCCUGCGCCGGAGUCCGGCCAGAUCCGGGGAGCCCGCGCCCGGAUCCGCCGCUCGCGUGGACCCCGCUUCGCCGCCCGCGUCGCCGUAGAAGCCCUCCGUCGCCGCCGUUAACCCGCGCACCGCCCGUGUCACUGACGCGCGGGGCCACGCCGAACCGACCGGACCGGCCGGUUCGACCGAACCGGACCAGCCCGCGCAGAACCGCCCGAGCCGCCCUCUGA
Molecule: messenger RNA, 648 nt
Organism: Aegilops tauschii subsp. strangulata
Lineage: Eukaryota; Viridiplantae; Streptophyta; Magnoliopsida; Poales; Poaceae
Source: RefSeq, a predicted model, not a curated record